AUGGAAAGCAAGAUAGAGGUUUUAUCAAAGGAGUUCGUAAGACCAUCAUUUCCAACCCCAAAUGACAAGAAAGAAUUCAAACUGUCUUUGUUAGAUCAGCUUGUACCCUUUCCUUUCAUCCCCAUCAUUUUCUUCUACCAAAAACAGCCUUUUAAUGAUCUGAAAGAUGGUGAUACUAAUUUUGUUGAUCCUCCUUCCAAAGCGAUCCUGGAGUUAAACCAGUCUUUAUCGGAUUGUUUAACUAAGUUUUAUCCUUUAGCUGGAAAGCUAAGCUCAGAUCUUGGUUGUGUCGAAUGCGACGACUCUGGAGCUCUGUUUGUGGAAGCUAAGGUACAGUGUCCUCUUUCACAAGCGGUCAAGAACGCUCCCGCCGACGAGAGCUUGGUGCGGAUAUUAGGCACUUACCCAAGAGACGAAAUACUUUUAGCCGUUCAAAUCAGUUGGUUUGAAUGUGGAAGCAUUUGCAUUGGGGUAUGCAUGUCCCACAAAAUUGCUGAUAUCAACUCCUUGACGACUUUCAUGAAUUGUUGGGCUGAUUUGAAUCGAGGAGAUCGAGGUGGCGGCGCCGCCUCUAGUGGUUGUGCUUAUAAGUCAUUAUCACCCAAUUUUGAUCUGGGGAGCCAUCUUUUUCCUGCAGGGGAUUUUCCUAUUCCUACCGGUAGUAAAGUUGUGAUUCCGGUCUUCAACAAGGGGGAGAAAAUCGUGCACAAACGGUUUUCGUUUGAUAGGGAAAAGUUGAACACAUUGAAACAACAAAUGGUAACGAAAUUGAUCAAAGAACCUACCAAGGUGGAAGUAGUUACCGCUUUUAUAUGGAUGCAAUUGAUCAAUGUGGCCCGAGUCAGAAAUCAUCAUCGUCGUCGUCGUCCUGAUGGCGAUGGCGUUGAUACACCACCAACAACAUUACUGAUCAACAAGCUCUGGCACGCGGUAAACUUGAGAAGCAAAGUGAGCAGCUUGGCCUCGGCCUUAUCAGAAGGCGAGUUCCCAUUUGGGAAUCUUGCUUUUGUGGCAACUGCUUCAUUCACUUGUGAUGAUGAUCAUAAUAAUGGGGAAGAGAGAGAUCUAGUUUGUCUCGUUAGAGAUGCUAUAAAGCAAGUCAACGAGGACUAUGUAUUCAAGUGUUUGGUUGAUGCUUGUUCUGAAAACCAGUCUUUGGAUGGUCAUCAGCAGGAGCAAACAACUGAAUGGACUUUUAGCAGCUGGUGCAGAUCUUCAACAUACCAAGUGGACUUUGGUUGGGGAAAACCCACUCUAGUUGCUCCAGCUGGUAAACCAAAUACUAGCGGAGCAGUUGUCUUAACUAGCAGAAGCUCCGAUGAGGACGAGAUCGAUGCAUGGCUCACCAUUUCGGAAGCCGAUUUAGCGUUGCUCUCAGACGAGCUUCUAUCGCUGGCACCCACUCAUUUCUUUCAAUCGAAUUGA
Messenger RNA from Oldenlandia corymbosa var. corymbosa, 1425 nucleotides. Lineage: Eukaryota; Viridiplantae; Streptophyta; Magnoliopsida; Gentianales; Rubiaceae. The record is from the annotation of a GenBank genome assembly.